CAUUGCAUUAGCAUACCAGCAACUGCGCUACGUGAGGUUUUAAAUAAAGACAUCAACGUGCAAUAUUUUGCAUAGCGUUAGCGUGCCAGCAACUGCGCUAGUUUCCCCAAUAUUAAUUAACGUCAUUAUGACGUACUUAUCAAGCUGGUAAUAUUAUAAUGAUAAUAUUAUAAUUAUAGCAUUCUUUGAUUGAUGGGCAUUAGUUAAGAAAUUGAUUGACAAGGAUAACUGUUAUCAGGAAUCGAAAUACUUAGAACAAAGGAAGCUAUAGAUUAAGAUAUUUUAAUCCAUAUUCAUUCCACGUUUAUAUAACGUUACCUUCAAGUGUCUAUCAUCAAAAUAUAGACAAAGAGGGGGUGGAACAGACUAUUUUCCAAACUCUGUACAGAUUGUUGUUAUAUACUCAGAUGCGAACAGUAGUGCCAGUUCAAAAGGUUUCAACAUGUCGUUUUCUACCACACUUUUCAGACAUGGAAACAGGACUCCAGAAUUGACAGAGUUGUAUCCUAAAGACCCAUACCUGAAUGAGCGUUAUUAUCCAUAUGGACGAGGUCAACUUACUAAGGCUGGAAAACGGAAAGAAUUUAACAUCGGAUCCACCUUGAGGAGCAGAUAUAGGAACUUUCUAGGAGAUUUUUAUCUACCAGAUAUGGUCGAAGCACUAUCUACAGAUUACAAUAGGACAAAAAUGUCGCUGGAAUUGGUUCUAGCGUCACUGUUCACACCUAACAAGGAUCAGAUGUUCGAAAAUGGACUUUACUGGCAACCUGUGCCUUAUAACUACUUACCAAAGAAUAAGGAUCCGGUGAGUAUAUUCCUUGAAUUUGAACAAUUGCGUGUAUGUGUACAUAUACGUAUCUACUUAUGUGGAAAGCUUAGGGUGUACCAUACAUACCAUACUAGACUUCCGAUUAUAAAAAGCGGUCCAGCGAUAUAG
Messenger RNA from Acanthoscelides obtectus, 937 nucleotides. NCBI's taxonomy places the organism in Eukaryota, Metazoa, Arthropoda, Insecta, Coleoptera, Chrysomelidae. The record is from the annotation of a GenBank genome assembly.